Molecule: messenger RNA, 1179 nt
Organism: Cladophialophora yegresii CBS 114405
Lineage: Eukaryota; Fungi; Ascomycota; Eurotiomycetes; Chaetothyriales; Herpotrichiellaceae
Exons: 1
Coding region: 1-1179 (392 amino acids)
Biological process (GO): maturation of SSU-rRNA from tricistronic rRNA transcript (SSU-rRNA, 5.8S rRNA, LSU-rRNA)
Cellular component (GO): Pwp2p-containing subcomplex of 90S preribosome; small-subunit processome
Molecular function (GO): snoRNA binding; protein binding
Source: RefSeq, a predicted model, not a curated record
AUGGCUGCCGCCAGCGACAAGGCGCGUUUCUUUCUCGAGCAGUCGGUUCCUGAACUUAAGGAGUACGAGCGCAAAGGCAUUUUCAGCGCCGAGGAGAUCACGAGCAUCGCGCGCAAACGAUCCGACUUCGAACACAAAAUCAACGCUAGGGGUUCAACUCCCACCGACUAUGCUCGUUAUGCAGAAUUUGAGAUCAAUGUCGAUGCUUUGAGACGCAAAAGAGUCAAGAGACUCGGAAUCAAGACGACAGCACAUAAUGGCAAGCGCCGCGUCUUCUUUGUCUUUGACCGCGGCACUCGAAAGCAUCCGGGUGACGUUGGUCUGUGGAUGGAGGCUAUAAACUACGCACAGAAGCAAAAGGCAUAUAAAAAGCUGCAAGAGAUGUUCACAAAGGUACUCCGACUACACCCCACCAAAGCGGAUUUGUGGAUCAGCGCGGCGCAAUAUUCGUUCGAAGAAAAUGGUGACAUGACAGAAGCGCGAAGCUACAUGCAGAGAGGGCUUCGAUUCUGCAAAGGAUCAAGAACAAUGUGGCUGGAAUACGCGAGGCUUGAGAUGUUGUACAUUGCCAAGAUCCAUACAAGGCGAGAGGUUUUGGGCAUCACCACCGCUAAACGAGAAUCACCACAGCACGAGGAGGAGAAUGAGGAUGUUUUGCGGCUACCCAGACUGACAGCGAUGGACAUCAACCCGGAAGGAGAAGAACACGAGGUAGACACGUCUGCCCUAGAGACGCUCGAGUCUACUCCUGCUCUGAGUGGCGCCAUUCCCAUCGCAAUCUUCGAUGCUGCCAUGGCCCAAUUUGAAGACCCACAAUUUGGACUCGAGUUCUUCAACAUGCUGCUCAACUUCGAGGAUAUUCCAGCCUGCAUCAGAGUCGCAGGCCACGUGGAGGCCGCCUUAUUGAGAUACCACCCUCAACAUUGGGCAGCCCAAGCCUGCCAUAUUCAAAUGACUGUGGUCUCAAUCACUCCGUCCUCACCGAAUUUUCCUCCCGCUUUUAGGCAGGCACUGGCACGGUUGAAGGAAGCGCGCAAAAAGGCAAACAGUCCCGAGCUGCUGGCCUGGGCCAAACUUUGGCUAGCGAAGCUCAUGCAGACAGAGGAUCUGGACCCAGGUCUCAAGAUGGUGGGGGAGUCGGUCGCCAGGUCUCUCGGUGCGACGGACGCAGCUUCGUAA